Molecule: messenger RNA, 4197 nt
Organism: Microplitis mediator
Lineage: Eukaryota; Metazoa; Arthropoda; Insecta; Hymenoptera; Braconidae
Gene: Axn
Product: axin
Exons: 9
Coding region: 1235-3772 (845 amino acids)
Biological process (GO): negative regulation of canonical Wnt signaling pathway
Source: RefSeq, a predicted model, not a curated record
UGUCUCUCACUCAUCCGCUCGGUCUCGGGUGUCUCGGGUCUCAAUUCAAACAACUCAGGAGCCCACACAUGAGAGUGAGAACGCAUGUACACGAACAAGUGAGUAAGUAAAUCCCGUGUAAUACCAGGGUAAGCAGAACACAGAGUUGAGCUUCAGCAGGCUGACAAAUCGUACACUCGUGGACAGUCAUGGAUUCAGCCUAGGUGUGCCUAGGUGGCAGAGUGGAGGCGGAGAAGGAAACAACUUAAAAAGAAUAAGAUAAAGGUAUAAAGAAAGAAGAAGAAGAAGAAGAAGUUUAAGAAGAAGAGAAAGACAGAAAGUUACAAGACAGGAGUAAGGGAGAGACCGAGCUAGAGCCAGACGAAGAGGAAAAACAAGUAUAAGAAGUGGGAGAAGUGAGCGAGCAGUUGAUGGCGACGAUGUACAGCAGUGUGAUGUGUGUUGUUGGAUCUGUGAGUUUGUUACUACUGUGAUACUGGCUCCAGUGGUGCGUUUAAUUUUUUAAAAAUAUUUUCCAUUUUAUUUUAUUAUUCUGUUAUUAAAUUGUGAAAUUAUUUAUUUAUUGAUAAUUAUUUAUGUGCAGUUACUGGUGGUGUUUAUUGAUAUCUAUAUAGUUAAUAUAUAUGUAUAUAUAUAUAUAUUUGUGUUUAUAAAUGUAGCCUGUAGUUUUGUUGGUUAAAAUACAAAUGCACAUAAAAUAGUCAGGAGUGGCUCGGAAGCAGAAGCAGCAGCAGCAGCAGCAUAAGCAUCAGAAGUAGCCAGCAGCAAACCAGACAAACGCAUUCGUACGUAAAAGAGUGAAUAUAAGAGAGCAAGAGAGUCGGGUUUUUUAUUCGCGUCGUCGUGGUACGCGCCAUGCGCAACCCGUGCCGUCCUAACUACUCCUCUGGUUACAACAACUUCUUCUAUCCAACAAGAAGUUGACGUUAACGUUAUCUUGUUAAAGAGGUGAAUUUAAAAAAUGAUAUUGGAUAGACGAGUAUCAGGACCGUGAUCGGGGUAAUAAGAGCCUCGGACGUCGAAGAUAAAAUAACGUCAAAUAUUGUUAAGGUGAGGCGGCCGUUUAACGGAAACACGGACGCCAGCACCGCGUGCCAUCAGUUUUUACAGACGUCGCCCUCGCCGUCGGACAGAUUUGGUUUAGCCAUGUCCACUAGGAAGCGGCGAGGAUUGAAAUAUAGUUUAGCAGAAAGAAAUAAGAAAAAAAUAUCACUUUACAGCUACGAUAGAUAGGAUGAAUAGAUCUCGGCGGAACGAAGCCCGUUACUUCAAUGAGAAUUCCCCUAGACCACCGGUUCCCGGCGAAGAGACAGAGUCCUACGUCGGCAGGUAUCGUUCGCAAAGUCCGGCUCUGACACCUAGACGCUCGGCUCUAGGUUGUCACGUGGCCUCGUCAUCUUGCGAUGCUUCAGCGCCGCUUGGAUUUGAGCCGGAGGGUUCCUGUGGUAUUAUGGAGACAAAUUCACCUCCGGCAUGUCUGCGAUGGGCACGCAGUGUACAAUCAUUGCUACUAGAUAGAGAGGGUCUUCAUUUAUUCAGAAAUUAUGUUACUGAAGAGGGGAAUCAGUAUGACAUUGAUGUACUGGAAUUUUGGUUGGCUUGUGUGGGUCUCAAAGAGCCACAGAAUGCCGAUAAAACAUCUCAAUUGGUUAAAGCGAUUUACCGAAGGUAUAUUGUUAAAGCGCAAUUGGAAAUACCUGAAGAUGUUAAAAAAGAAACAAAACGUCGUCUCAAAGAGACCUGGCCGGAGGAAAAUAUCUUCGACAAUGCUCAACUGGAGGCUGAGCACCUGAUGGCAAGGACAUCCUAUCCAAAUUUUUUACGAUCAGAUAUGUUCCUCCAGUAUGUGCAAGCCUGCCAAAAUCCAGAACAAGCCGGUGGCUGUCCAAGCUCGAGCUCAAGCCGAGACAUAUCAUUGUCAUGUGGCCCAAGUUUACUGCCAACUCUGCACGAGGAUACCGAGUAUCAUCCUAUACAGCAUAUAUCCCGUUCGGCGUGUGAUACACCCAAUGAAUUAAGACUGACCAAAGACGUACUGAUGGCAACUCAAAAAACGAGGGCUUUGGAUGUCAGACCUAAGCCAGAAGCUUUCGCUGGUUUGUUUGGCAUUUAUGUGUGGCAUUUAAAUAGAAUGUACUUGCAACCUGGAACUAGUCCAUACCAUAUGUCAUCAAAAGUACGCGUUCAAUACUCGUCAUACAAUCCAGUGUCGAGACAGGACUCGGAGCUACAGAGUUUGAGCAGCGAUGCACGUACUGAGUCGGACAAUCUAUCCAUUACCGAUUCCUCAGUGGAUGGAAUGUCAACGGGACGGUCUAAGAGCAGUAAGAAACAGUACCUAAGACAUAGUAGAGCAAUCAAAGAGUCAGCAAGUUUGAAUCGCGAUCCGUUGCUUCAUUCGGUGAUACCGCGAACGGAUCGCGCGCCGCGAGAGCUUACAAAGCCGCCUAAGCCAGAGAUUUUUGCUCAAGAGCUUGCCAUGAGACUGGAAAUAUUGAAGCGCGAUCGAGAGCAUCAGGAAAAAGUUGAGAAAUUGACGGAAGAUUCAUUUGUCGAUGCCUCGGAUUGCAGUAUAUCUGCUGGUGGUACUGGCGUUGGUAGUACAGAUACAACGAAAAAUUUGGCGGACGCGUUAUGUCAAAAACUUAGCAUCGAUGAUGGUAAUGAUCAAGAUAUUUUGGACCAGCAUGUAUCGCGUGUUUGGUCGGAUCCAACGCCCUCAAGGUCACCGGGUAUCGUUUCUCCAAAGUCAGCUGGACAUAAUUACUCACGGUCACAUAAACAGCGUAAAGAUAAAGAUGGUUACUCGACGUUCUCAAUUGACAGUGGUAAUAUUCAUGAUUUUGCCGAGGGUGAUUUUGCUGGCGCUAGUUCAUUAAGUUCAUCGACAACUCAUUUGCCUAAAUCAAAGUCUGUGCCUUCUGAGUUUGCUGAUUCUCUUCAUAAGCCAGAUCUUUAUCUACAAGCAGGUCAAGAUCAAAGAUUUCGUAGAAGCGACAUGUCAAGAAGAUCAGCAACAAAGAAAUCGUUGACGGAAUUGACGGACAGUGGUGUUAGUGUUAUCAGUGAUGUUACUGCUGCUAGUAAAGAUUGUCGUAUGCAGUGGCGGAAUCAAAUUGACAAGAAGAACGAGCUGAAACAUAUGAGACAUGGUAAAAAAUAUGGCUCACGUAGUGGCUCUUUGGAGAGAGCUAAUCGCGAAGAAUGGGGUGGUCGUGCGCAACCAUUUCUUGGUGAUCCAGGAAUGCCAUUACUUCCUCAACCUCACAUUCCAACACAAUUGGAGGAGGCAAAAAGACGUUUACUCGAGGAAGACAGAGCACGUGGUGGCAGCGCAAGUAGUGUGAUGUACCCUGGGCCUUCAAGUGCUGCCUGUUCAACAGGAUUCAACCGUCGUAUUUUACCGGCCUACAAACAACAAUCUCAUGAGCCAGUAUUUAGUAGCCAACAACACCAACAACCACAACAAUGUCCGCAUCCAUCGAAUCAAUCUACAUUACGAAAAAGCCGUCAUGAUAUAGGAGAUUUUACCACUGUAGUGUUCAAUUUUUGUGACGAACAAUUUCCUUAUAGAACUAAAAUUCCAGGACAUAAUGUUACUUUGAAGCAAUUUAAAGAAUAUUUGCCGAAAAAAGGAAGUUAUCGGUAUUUCUUUAAAACAGAAUGUGAAGAUCUAGAUACAAAGGUAAUACAAGAAGAAAUAACUGAUGAUUCUGAAGUAUUACCACUGUGGGAAGGCAAAGUGAUGGCCCAAGUUAAAGCACUUGAAUAACUUAAGUUAUUCCUUAUCAUAAAAAUAUUUAUUCUCCGACUGUACAGAUAUAUAUUAUAUAUAUAUACAUAUAUUUUUUUGUUUAUCAACGAAAAAAAAAACUGAAAGAAAAAAAAAAACUAAAAAAAUCAGUUAAAAGUUCCAGUCAAAAUUACCGUAUAGUUAAAUUUUAGUUGACUAAAAAAUUAUUUUUAAUUGUUUACGUUAUAUUUUUAAUUAUUAAUUAUCUAUUCAUAAAGAACAAUGUAUCUCUUCCAGAGGCUUCCCAUAGUUUUUGUCCGGCCAAAUGUACAAAAAAAGCCUGCGUAGUUUUUGUUUGAUAAAAGUCUGCGUAGACUUCCGUAGACAAAUUUAUCAACGCGAUAUAGGCAAUAAGUUUUUAUGAAUAUUACGUAUAUUACUUUGUAUAUUUAUUACUAUAAUUA